AUGGAGUGCAAAACGUCUGAAGAUGGUCGACCUGACGUCCAGGCACUGCAGCAUGUGGAAUAUCCAUGUCCUGUAUGCAACGACCGAAGGUUCAAGACAGAGCAAGGUUUCACUGAUCAUCUCAAAAACAGUCACAACAUAUUUUCAUGUCUAAAGUGCGAAGCAAUCUUUGCGGCUGCAGAUGAUUUGGCUCGUCACAAGACUGAAGCAGGACAUACUGCAGCCUACAAAAACAAAGGCAAAGCGAAAAACAAGCGCAGCAAGUCCAUUGGCAAGGCCAGGUCGACACCCCAGGCUGCUUCCUCACCCGCAACGGCAGAUGCAAUACAGGUGCCAGAGCAAUUCCCUCCCCCACCAUGCGGGGCCCGUCAACCAACUGCCCAGGCACGUCAAGACAUGCAGGUCCCUCAGACAACCAUGCAAGCCCCUCAGUCGCCCACGCAAGUCCAUCCAGCAGGAGCGGCUAUCUUUCGACCACGACCACGCGGUCAAGACUUCGAGCGACAAAACAAACCCUCUCGGCCACGACACCAAGUCUCCCAACCGCAAUACCAAGGCCCACAGCCACGCAAUGCAGUCUCUCCACCACCAGUGCAGGCUCCUCAGGCGCCAAAACAAGUCUAUCCAGCAGGCUCUCGAGCUUACGACUCACCUGCUCAAGGCUUUCAUCCAGCCGUUGCAGUCAUUCAACCAGGCAGUCCAGUGUCUCAGCAGCAAGUGGGUGUCCCCAAAAUUCCGAUGGGGCUCUAUCAAGCCCCCUACCCGAUCUUUCAACACCCAAUUCCCAUCAUCGAAGUUCCCGGGAACGUGCACCAAGCAGGGGUGUAUCCAGCGGGCUGUCAGCCCUAUCAGAGACCGGCUCAGAUCCCUCAGACACCCUGUCAGAUACCCCAAUCACCCGUUGGGGGAUUUAACAACCAGUUGCGGAUCUAUCGGCCCCCAGCCCUUGUCUCCCCGUCUCCAGUGCAGAGAUCCCAACGAGCCGAGCAAGUCUCUACGCCCCCACUGCAGGGCACUCAGCCCCUCAGAAUCUCUCAGCCCCCAGUGCAGUCAUCUGAACAAGCGAAGCAAGUGAAGCAAGUUUCGCAAUCCCCAAUACAUCUAUCCACACAAGAUAGCACAGCAGCUGAGGGAAACGACACGGAUAGACGGGCACCAGGAACACCUGCAACACCAGCAACGGGCACCACAACGCCAUCACUUUUCAUCCCACCGACAACCACCAACCCGACCUUCUCACUGGUCUACGAUGAAAUGAAAAUCCGAUGGACUGACCUUGAACCACUGGAGCAAAGCUUAAUCCUCAAAUACCUCCUGGGAAGGUGCCACCCACUAUCCCGUCUCAAUUGCCAAGGGUACAAGACUCCGAAGACCAUCGGCACUACAGCCUGUACGAACCGCGGCGAACCACACCAAGCCCACACCUACACUCGCGGCUCCACGCACCGGAAAGCCAUCGUGGUAGACUGCGAAAUGAUUGAAACUACAGUCUGCACCAGCGUGCUUGGCUUCAUAACGGCCAUCGACUUUUUGACCGGUGAGGUCCUCAUCAACAGCUAUGUCGCGCCAACGGCCCCUGUCACAAACUGGCUGACUCCGGUCAGCGGCAUUACACCUGAAGCAAUGGACGUCGCGAUUACGGAUGGCAAGGCCUUCCUAUCAAACGAUGCUGCUCGUCAAGCGCUGAAGAAGUUCCUCGACGAAGACACGGUUCUUAUUGGUCAUGCACUCCAGCAUGACCUGCGUGCUCUGAACUUGUUGCAUGGACGGAUCGUGGAUACCUCUAUUGUUACUGCUGAAGCAGUAUUUCCAAAUUUUUCGGCCAAAACUACGCUUGCGCGGGUUUGGGGGUUGAAGACCCUUGCAAAGGAGCUGCUUGGUAUUGAUAUCCAAGUUGGGUUGGGACACAAUUCACUCGAGGAUGCCCUGGCAACCAGAGAGCUUUUGAUCUGGUGUCUGCGUGGGCCUGAGUGUCUGAAGGCCUGGGCUGAGAAGGCUCGUGGUUCUUACGAGCGGAUGCGGCUACAGAGGGGGGAACAGAAGAAGGCGACGAAGGAUACGAAGGACGUGGAGAAGAAGGCCGGUGGUGUACCUGAACCCUCCGCCAAGGCCCAGGGCAAGAAGCGCCUCUCAAAAUGA
This is a messenger RNA of Penicillium egyptiacum, 2139 nucleotides long. The record is from the annotation of a GenBank genome assembly. Lineage: Eukaryota; Fungi; Ascomycota; Eurotiomycetes; Eurotiales; Aspergillaceae.